AUGGCAGAGGUUGUCAUCCUUGCUGAAAUCCUCUCACACCUGCCCGGUCCUGACAUCUCGCGGUCGUCAACCGAGUGGGCCGUGUAUAAACAAAUGACAGUUGACCAGAUCAGAUCACUGCCCGCCACAUUACGAAGUCGCAGGAAAAGCAAAACCCUUUGUUCACUCCAUCAGGGGUUACAAUCCAGCCUGCUUGAGGAUGUUCUUCACGUUUUGUUCGAGCAAGCUAGGGCAACUAGACCCAGCAAUCUCCCGCAUUCUGAAGCUGCGGAUGUAUCUGAUGCUUUUCAGCAGGGUCUCACCAGUCUAUUCGAUGAACUGUUCACGAUAUCUCGCUCUUGGGCUAUCAGGGAACCGACCGGACCACAGGAGGUUUGCGCAGGAUGCAUCCUCUCCCAAAUCCAGACCAACCGUCGCACUCUCAUCUCAAUCCGCGCAGGGAUGCUAGGUCGGAUGCGAUCAGAAAAGCUAGUCAAAUCCAGGCGUCUUCAGUUUCUCAAUACUUGGAUUGAUGCAUACCCUCACGCGGAGGCGGCAGAGAUCUUCCGGAUUAGUGACUCCAUAGGAGAUCAUUUGAAGAACCACCUGCGUGCUGUCAGGGUGCAGAAUAAAAAGGAGAAGCGGAAGCAGCGGAAGAGGAAGCACCGAAAGCACGACGGAUCAUUGUCCUCUCUGAAAAACCUCGAUGAAUGGUUUGGGUCUGAAUUUGAGCGAAGGACAACACAGCGAAAGGGCUCGGAAAGCAGUGAGGGCCUCUACGUGCCGCUAUUGUGCUCCGCAAGUGCACUUGAUAGUGCAAAAGAACAGGAUGAGGAAAGCAAAUGGAGGAGGAGUUCCAUCUACUCCACUCCAAGUGGCUACUAA
This is a messenger RNA of Eremomyces bilateralis CBS 781.70, 864 nucleotides long. RefSeq lists its product as uncharacterized. Bases 1 to 864 code for a protein of 287 amino acids. The transcript has a single exon. The record is from RefSeq and is a predicted model, not a curated record. Lineage: Eukaryota; Fungi; Ascomycota; Dothideomycetes; Eremomycetales; Eremomycetaceae.